UCCUCCCGGAGUGAAGAAGAACAUCCGCGCAUGCGCACUUGUCGGUGAAGAAGCCAACAUGGAGGUGUUCGUGAGCGCUCCGAGCUGCAGCUUCGCUAACUCGGUGUUUCCAGGAGGCUCUGCGGUCCGAGACGUCCUGCACAGGUUCACCCGGCUGCAGGGAGUUUCCUGCGAGGAUUUCUACGUCACCAGAAACGGCCGGCUGACGGACCCCGAGGACGCUCUGCAGCAUGGCGCCGUCUAUCGCCUGGAGCCCCGCCUCUGCGGAGGGAAAGGAGGGUUCGGCUCUAUGCUGCGAGCGCUGGGCGCUCAGAUCGAGAAGACCACGAACCGCGAGGCCUGUAGAGACCUGAGCGGACGCCGCCUCCGAGACGUCAACCACGAGAAAGAGAUGGCGGAGUGGCUGAAAAAGCAGGCGGAGCGCGAGGCGGAGAAGGAGCAGCGGCGUCUGGAGCGGCUGCAGAGGAAGCUGUCGGAGCCCAAACACCAGUUCGCCGACCCGGAGUACCAGCGGCAGUGCCACGACCUGUCGGAGCGGCUGGAGGACUCGGUGAUGAAAGGUCUGCAGGCGUCCUCCGGCGGGCAGGUGAAGCCCGACGACGGCUCCGCGGCCAAGAGGCCGAACCCCGAUCAGAGCGAGCCGCCGCUCAAGAAGAAGAAGGCGGCGGCACCGGUGGCGUGUUUCUGGACGGGCGUGGGCGAGCUGGACGAGCUGCUGAGCUCAGAGGACGAGGACGAGUCUCCGUCCACGUCCUCCUCCAGCUGUGGAGCUGCCGCCGUUACCAUGACGGCACAGACAGAGGAGGCGGAGCCUGGGCAGAGCAGCAGCUCAUCUGCUGACCAGAGUCCUCCAGAGACCCCCAGAGACCAGACCACCACACCCCCAGAGGACCAGAGUCCUCCAGAGACCCCCAGAGACCAGACCACCACACCCCCAGAGGACCAGAGUCCUCCAGAGGAGAAACUCGUAGAAGCUUCUAAACCAUCGGGGUCCAGCGGUCCGUCUCAGCAGCAGGGCGGCCCCGCGCUGGAUCUGUCCUCGCUGUCCUCGCCCGCCCAGCUGGAGGAUCUGGGUCUGGACGUCCUGAAGCGGGAACUGACGUCUCGGGGGUUAAAGUGUGGGGGGACGGUCGCGGAGCGCGCCGCCCGGCUCUUCUCCGUCAGAGGGCUGACGCCGGAUCAGAUCGACCCGGCGCUGCUCGCCAAACCGGGAAAGGCUAAGAGGAAGUGAAGAGGUCGAAGGUCACCGGGUAGAAACCAGCUUCAGGGUUCUGACUCUUACUUACUGAGUUUAUUUGUAGACAUUUUGUUGUUCAACGUGUUUCAGGUUUAUCCAAUCAGAGAGCGGCGUUUCAGUCUCGUGUAAAAAGUUAUGAAUUUUUCUUUUAUUAAAAUAUGUGAAAUAAAAA
This is a messenger RNA of Micropterus dolomieu (smallmouth bass), 1409 nucleotides long. It is a transcript of the gene sde2, whose product is annotated as SDE2 telomere maintenance homolog (S. pombe). The transcript has 8 exons. NCBI's taxonomy places the organism in Eukaryota, Metazoa, Chordata, Actinopteri, Centrarchiformes, Centrarchidae. Bases 59 to 1231 code for a protein of 390 amino acids. The record is from RefSeq and is a predicted model, not a curated record. Gene Ontology annotation, cellular component: nucleus.